This is a messenger RNA of Brassica rapa (field mustard), 2422 nucleotides long. RefSeq names its product ATP-dependent zinc metalloprotease FTSH 2, chloroplastic. Lineage: Eukaryota; Viridiplantae; Streptophyta; Magnoliopsida; Brassicales; Brassicaceae. Gene Ontology annotation, biological process: proteolysis. The record is from RefSeq and is a predicted model, not a curated record. Gene Ontology annotation, molecular function: metalloendopeptidase activity; ATP binding; ATP-dependent peptidase activity. Gene Ontology annotation, cellular component: chloroplast thylakoid membrane.
GAUUAUCCAUUCGGUGCUUGUUAGAUCCGGUUCACUUAAAUGACCACUAAAUGAAGAACACGUUAGCUCUUCUUCACGAACCACAUCUGUUACCUUCAACAAAAAUCCCCAACCCCUUCCUUCACUCAUCAUCUCCCCUCUCCUUCUCCACUCUCAUCUGCAAUCGAUACAGAUGGCAGCUUCAUCUACCUGUCUUGUCGGAAACGGAUUGUCACUACACACAACCAAACACAAGCUAAGCAAACACUUUCCACGCAGACAGAUUGGUCUUUCCUCUUCAGUUACCAGAACAUCCAAGGUUAAUGUCGUGAAGGCUUCUCUGGACGCGAAGAGACACGAAGGAAGAAGAGACUUUCUCAAAGUCUUGUUCGGAAACGCUGGAAUCGGUUUGCUCGGAAGCGGCAAAGCAAACGCCGCAGAUGAACAACAAGAGGAUGCUUCCUCUUCCUCAAGGAUGUCGUACUCUAGGUUCCUCGAGUAUCUGGACAAGGACAGGGUGAGCAAAGUGGAUCUCUACGAGAACGGGACAAUAGCUAUCGUGGAAGCUGUUGCUCCUGAGUUAGGUAACCGUGUACAGCGCGUUCGCGUUCAGCUUCCGGGGCUAAGCCAAGAGCUUCUCCAGAAGCUGAGAGCCAAGAACAUUGACUUCGCAGCGCAUAACGCUCAGGAAGACCAAGGUUCUGUGUUGUUUAACUUGAUUGGGAAUCUCGCUUUCCCUAUGCUUUUGAUUGGCGGGUUGUUCCUUCUCUCCAGAGGCUCCCCUGGAGGAAUGGGCGGUCCAGGUGGCGGCGGCCCGCUUCAGUUUGGUCAGUCCAAAGCCAAGUUCCAGAUGGAGCCAAACACUGGGGUAACGUUCGAUGACGUUGCUGGAGUUGAUGAAGCCAAGCAAGACUUCAUGGAAGUGGUUGAGUUUCUGAAGAAGCCUGAGAGGUUCACUGCUGUUGGUGCUCGGAUCCCGAAGGGAGUUCUGCUCAUUGGUCCUCCUGGUACUGGGAAGACGCUUCUGGCGAAAGCUAUAGCUGGUGAAGCUGGCGUGCCGUUCUUCUCUAUCUCCGGGUCCGAGUUUGUUGAGAUGUUUGUCGGUGUUGGUGCUUCCAGGGUCCGUGAUCUUUUCAAGAAGGCUAAGGAGAACGCUCCUUGCAUCGUCUUUGUUGAUGAGAUUGAUGCUGUUGGGAGGCAGAGAGGGACAGGGAUCGGUGGAGGUAAUGAUGAGAGAGAACAGACUUUGAACCAGCUGUUAACUGAGAUGGAUGGGUUUGAAGGUAACACUGGUAUCAUCGUUGUUGCUGCGACCAAUAGAGCAGACAUUCUUGACUCCGCUUUGUUGAGGCCGGGACGGUUUGACCGGCAGGUGAGUGUUGACGUUCCGGACAUCAAGGGGAGGACUGAUAUCCUCAAGGUUCACGCUGGUAAUAAGAAGUUUGAAAAUGAUGUCUCGCUUGAAGUGAUAGCGAUGAGGACGCCUGGAUUCAGCGGAGCGGAUCUCGCUAACCUCUUGAAUGAGGCUGCAAUAUUGGCUGGACGACGUGCGAAGACGGCGAUAUCGUCGAAAGAGAUUGAUGAUUCCAUUGAUAGAAUCGUUGCUGGUAUGGAAGGAACUGUGAUGACUGAUAGCAAGAGCAAAAGCUUGGUUGCUUACCAUGAAGUUGGUCAUGCCGUGUGUGGAACAUUGACUCCAGGACAUGACGCUGUACAAAAGGUAACGUUGGUACCAAGAGGCCAAGCGAGAGGACUUACUUGGUUCAUUCCAUCAGAUGACCCUACUCUCAUCUCCAAGCAACAGCUCUUUGCAAGAAUUGUUGGUGGACUCGGUGGUAGAGCCGCUGAAGAAAUCAUCUUUGGUGAGCCUGAGGUUACUACUGGCGCGGUUGGUGACUUGCAACAGAUCACCGGUUUGGCUAAGCAGAUGGUAACAACAUUUGGGAUGUCUGAAAUUGGACCAUGGUCGUUGAUGGAUUCAUCGGCACAAAGCGAUGUGAUCAUGAGGAUGAUGGCAAGAAACUCCAUGUCUGAGAAGCUUGCUGAAGACAUUGAUACUGCGGUGAAGAAACUAUCAGACAGUGCGUACGAGAUAGCUCUAAGCCACAUAAGGAACAACCGUGAAGCCAUGGAUAAGCUCGUUGAAGUGCUUCUGGAGAAAGAAACUAUUGGAGGUGAUGAGUUCAGGGCAAUUCUCUCCGAGUUCACUGAGAUCCCGCCGGAAAACAGAGUUCCUGCCGCAACCCCAACAUCAACACCAGCUCCUGUCUAGGUAAUGAAUCUGUAUACUUUUGAUUUUUCUGUACAUUUGUACUGUCGAACUUCAUCUCUAGAAAUGUGGUUUUAUCCCAGUACUGUGUAACGAGUAAAUGUUAAAAUGGAAUUGGUAUAUUCACCAUAGAUGUGUUCUAGAUAAUCCAAUCUAAAUACAUUGUAUUGCACA